This is a messenger RNA of Botrytis cinerea B05.10, 821 nucleotides long. RefSeq lists its product as hypothetical. Gene Ontology annotation, molecular function: RNA endonuclease activity. The coding region runs from base 121 to 387 and encodes 88 amino acids. The transcript is spliced from 3 exons. NCBI's taxonomy places the organism in Eukaryota, Fungi, Ascomycota, Leotiomycetes, Helotiales, Sclerotiniaceae. The record is from RefSeq and is a predicted model, not a curated record.
GGUCCAUCAACUAACCACCAACUACCAACUUCAGACUCUCACACCCUUAUCACGAACCUCAAAGAGUUCAUUUCUCUCUAUUCGCAUCUAUUCGCUCGUAGAAAAGACUCCACCAACAAGAUGAAGCCCGUCGUAGGAGUCAUGCAAGCUUGGUCUUGCAUCGUCAUCUCAGUAUUUGCCGUCAUCAUCCUCUCUAUCAUCGGCGCUCUCUUCAAGAGCAAUAACCACGCACUCUUGGGUGGAAAGGAGGACCCUGACGACGGGGCCGCGGUCGCUGCUACCGUUUUCUCUGCUGUCGUUGUUUAUGCGGUUUUCAUCGUCGGUUGCGGUUUCCAAGCUUACCUACAUUUCCGCGACAAUCGAAGAGGUGCUAUUUCUCUUUCUUAGUAAACGAUUGGCGAUUAGCACUGGUAUAUACGAGUUAGGCUUAGAAUUUUGGAGUCGAUUCGGCGGCGUAUGGUGUUCAUUUCAUUCUGAGACCAUUUGAUCGAUGGAAAUUGUAUUGUAUGAAAGUGGGAAAUGAAAUAGAAUGAUAAUACUGGUUUAUUGGUCCAACGAAAUUGCCACGCAAGACUCGUGCGAGGACGAAGUAUUGUCAGCCUAGUGACCGGGUCUGACUUAACCAAUUUCCUACAUGUCUUCAGCUUGGUCGAAUACAUUGAUAUCUGGCGUGUGUAGCAGAGGCCGACAGUUUCACCAUUUUCCGCAUCUUCCUGAGAUGCCUAGGUUGUAAAUGAAGAAUUUCAUUCGAUACUUUGGCGAGCGACCCUAUGCUCUCAUUGUGCUUCCUUUAUCUUCCUAUAUUCAAUAUGACUUUUGCA